GAUUUGAUGGUUCAUCCAAGCGGCUCCUCACACCGCUUGCUACCUGCAAUUGUGCUCAUUGCUAUUUUUAUUCUACUAAGCAAUUUUUUCAAAAAAAGUCAAUCGCGCGUGAAUUCGGAAGAGGAGAGAAGGCAUCCUUCAGCUUUUACCACCAUCAUUGUUGUGACACCUACGCAUAAAAGACCGGAGAGGCUUGCCGACAUGAUAAGGUAUGGUGUGCCACACGUUUACUUAGCUACCACCUCAUCCGCCGGAAUGCCCAGUAGAGGAUGGACACAUCGCAACGUCGCUCUGCAAUAUGUGAGAGAAAAUUACGAUAGGAAUCGCAGUGCUGUGUUGUAUUUCGCCGAUGAUGACAACACGUACGACAUUCGGCUAUUCAACAACUACAUACGAAAAGUAACAAGAAUAGGAGUAUGGGCGGUCGGGCUAGUGGGCGGAGCUUGGGUAGAAGCACCACACGUUUCAUCCGGUGGGAAAGUGAUCGCUUGGGAUGUAAUGUUCGCCCCUGGUCGACCGUUCGCCACUGAUAUGGCUGGAUUUGCAAUCAACAUCAGGGAACUGUUUAGAGCUCGAAAGUAUAUACUUCUUUUUCCGAGCGGAGCAAACGUAUAUAUCUGCGCAAAGACCUACAAACAAGGCCCUGAAUCGUGCUUCCUCUCACAGUUUGGAUUUAAGAAGGAAGACCUCGAGCCAUUUGGUUAUAACGAUUAUCCAAAGGAGAUUCUCGUAUGGCACACAAGAACUUCCAGGUCAAAAACAAAAGGGCCGAAACGUGGUUAUGCCAUAGAAUCAAAUAAUUGA
Molecule: messenger RNA, 804 nt
Organism: Haemonchus placei
Lineage: Eukaryota; Metazoa; Nematoda; Chromadorea; Rhabditida; Trichostrongylidae
Source: the annotation of a GenBank genome assembly